Molecule: messenger RNA, 1197 nt
Organism: Symbiodinium pilosum
Lineage: Eukaryota; Dinophyceae; Suessiales; Symbiodiniaceae
Source: the annotation of a GenBank genome assembly
AUGCCAAUCGAGUCUUUGGAGUUAGACCUGCAGAGCACGCCUGUGCUCGGCUCCAACUUCCAGGCUCCGAGGCGCUUCACGGUGCUGGAGGCUGUCGGCCAGGGCGCCUAUGGUGUAGUUUGCUCGGCAAAGGAUGAGCACACGGGGGACACGGUCGCGAUCAAGAAGAUCGAGAGUGCUUUCGAUGACAUCACCUUCGCCAAGCGGACUUUGCGGGAGCUCAAAAUCCUGCGGCAUCUGCGGCACGAAAACUUGAUCGACAUCAGGUACGUGUUCUUGCCUGGCCUCAAGUCUAGCUUCGAGGACAUUUACGUGGUGUCUGAACUCAUGGAGACGGACCUGGCUUCAAUUUUGAAGAGUCCCCAGCCACUUUCCGAUGAACAUUGCCAGUUUUUUAUAUACCAGAUUCUCCGCGGGCUGAAGUUCAUGCACUCAGCCGGCGUUAUACAUCGAGACCUGAAACCGCGGAACUUGCUGGUCAACAGCAACUGUGACCUGAAGAUCUGCGACUAUGGGUUGGCAAGGCUGGCGAUGAGCAACGGCGACUUCCGGCCGCUGACGGAGUAUGUGUGCACCCGGUGGUACCGGGCCCCCGAAGUCUUGUGCUCCUGGGCGGACUAUGGGCCGGCCAUUGACAUGUGGUCCUUAGGCUGCAUCUUUGCAGAGAUGUUAAGGCGUCGACCAUUGCUACCGGGCAAAAACACGCAGCACCAGCUGCAGCUGAUCAUUAGCAACUUGGGCUCCCCGGAUUCCGGUGCCUUGGGCAGGAUCAACAACGAGAAGUGCCGCAAGUUCAUCGAGUCCCUCCCUCGCACCCAGGGCCGUGCAGCUCUGUACGAGGCAGUAGGAGCGGUGCCCCCAUUGGUGAUGGAGCUGUUGGAUUCCACGCUCCAAUUCAAUCCCGACCACCGGGUGACUGUGGAACAAGCACUGGCCCUGCAGUACUUGGAGCAGCUGCACUGCCCGGAGGAUGAGCCCUCCAGUGCUGCCCUAGACCUUAGUGACUUUGAGUUCGAGCGCCGGAAGAUCGACUUGGCAGCCUUGCGCGAGGAGAUUUUCUUAGAGGCGCUUCGUUACCACCCUGAGGUGGAGCGGCGGUACAAGCAGGAACAGGCUGAGCUGGGCACCGCGUACGACAUUGCCACGUACCGGCUGCUUGCGCCGGGAGAGUCUCAGUACGAUGACGAGGCGACGUGA